AUGUCUGCGAACAGCAGCACCGAUGAGAAUGAUCCACUGGCAUCAGCAUCGACAGGCCACGAUCAUCUGACUGCCCUGCCGCUCGAGCUCCUCAACUCCGUCUCUUCGUACCUUUGGCCUGAUCAUGACCCCGAUCUGGCCUUUCAUCCUGAGCGCCGACUCCUCCCGUGCUGUCAUUCCCUCGACUACCUGGCGGCGACCUCGCGGCAUAUGCGCGCCGCUGUGAACGCGUGGGCUCAGUCUUACCUUCUCCAGCACGCCACACUUACUGGCUUUCAACAGGCGAUCAACAUCACCGAUACCAAGCAAAGCGACAAUGCGCCAGAGUCUAACUCUUUCGAUCAGGCAAAUCGCCUGCGCGGCGUGUCCGGUCUAUUGACCUUGUCCACAACGCGCUGCGUCUUUUGCGGCGAUGACUCUUCAUGUCGGAAAGCUAUUUUCGCCAACGGUAUCUGCUGCUGCGCCGCUUGCGAUGACAUUUUCUGGCCGGACAAAGUCACCAAGACAGCGGCCAGGUCGCAGUUCGCGCUGAAGGAAUCGGAUCUCUUCCCGAAGACUGGGUCUGGUAUCGCCGGAGGGAGAGUCGCAACUCCAGGUCUACAGCAUGGGACAUACGUAUCUCGGGGUUCUCCUGCGACCGUGUUCCUCAAGAACGAACUACAAGCCCUGGCGGAUGGCCUUCAUGGUAUAGGGUGGGAGGUCGAAAGGUCAGAGAAGGCGAUUCGCAGACGCAGCAAACGAGAUGUGCGCCUGAAUAUCGAACACGAUAUGGCGCACAAGCAGAUCGAGCUUCUUUACUCUCGAUCAAAUGACUUCGAUGGAUGGGCUCCAGGUGAUGAUGAAGAUCUGCUAUGCGAUGCGCCAGAAGGCUGGUCGGAUCUGUCCCAGGUGGUGAAGAGAAGGCUGCUUGGGGAGUUGCCAGGUGACUGGAUGAAAGAGCAAGAUGAGAGAUGGGAGAGGCAGUGGCGAAAGGAGCAAGACUUUGAACGUCGGAUCUUGGAGCAGGAUGCGGCGAUUGACUUGGAGCUCUUCAGUAACGAACCGCCGGGCUGGUUCGAGAUGACCAUCGCGGAACGAUAUAAUCUCUUCGUGAUCAGCAAGCUCGACCUCGACGCUCGAAUCUCGAAGCAGGAGCAGGAAGCAGAGUGUGAGCUCUUCGGUAACGAACCGCCAGGCUGGUUUGAGAUGACACCAGUGGAGAGGGAGGAACUGUUCGUCUUCAAAGAGGUUGUCUGGAAUUGA
This is a messenger RNA of Zymoseptoria tritici IPO323, 1242 nucleotides long. RefSeq lists its product as uncharacterized. The record is from RefSeq and is a predicted model, not a curated record. The coding region runs from base 1 to 1242 and encodes 413 amino acids. Lineage: Eukaryota; Fungi; Ascomycota; Dothideomycetes; Mycosphaerellales; Mycosphaerellaceae. The transcript has 3 exons.